This is a messenger RNA of Selaginella moellendorffii, 553 nucleotides long. RefSeq lists its product as uncharacterized. The coding region runs from base 49 to 435 and encodes 128 amino acids. The transcript has a single exon. The record is from RefSeq and is a predicted model, not a curated record. NCBI's taxonomy places the organism in Eukaryota, Viridiplantae, Streptophyta, Lycopodiopsida, Selaginellales, Selaginellaceae.
AAAGCAUCUCGGAAAGAUUCCAAUUGGGUAGGGCAGAAGGAAGCAGGGAUGUGGAGGGCUAUGGCCGCUGGUGGCGCGCUGCGAAGAGCGCUAGGCAGCUCGCGGCUGCGCGGCGGUGGCGCCGCUCACGCCGAGAAGAGCGAAUGGGAAUCGAUCAAGGAAUGGUGGGGGCCGGGGGAUCGCGAGCCGUGUGGGCGGCUCUUCAACGAGACGCCGCCGCCGCCGGGGCAGCGGCGCAAAUGGGAGGAUUGGGAGUUUCCCUAUUACACCGCCUGGACGAUCGCGAUUAUCAUGCUCACGGUUGGGCUUAGCUCCAAGCCCGACACUCGGAUCGAUCACUGGGCGCGCAGGCAGGCGAUUAUCCGCAUGCGCAAGGAGGGAUUUGUGGAGCCCGAGUUUCUGGACAAGCUGGAGAACGAUCUCAAGCGCCACUAACAGCUCCCGAGUGGUACGUUUGCUCGAAUAAAGAGAGGGGACCGCGUGGGAGAGGAAAAAACCAGUUUUUCUUCCUGGAAAAUAUAAUGCAGACAAAGACAUCGCUUGAGAUUUCUCU